Molecule: messenger RNA, 785 nt
Organism: Photinus pyralis (common eastern firefly)
Lineage: Eukaryota; Metazoa; Arthropoda; Insecta; Coleoptera; Lampyridae
Exons: 2
Coding region: 35-463 (142 amino acids)
Biological process (GO): hemocyte migration
Cellular component (GO): membrane
Molecular function (GO): growth factor activity
Source: RefSeq, a predicted model, not a curated record
UUCGAAUUUUCAGAGACAAAGUGCCUACGCGAGCAUGGGAGUGUAUAAAGUGAUUUGGUACACCCUUUUGGAAUUCCUACUGUUACAACUUGUUAAAGUGAAUUGUGCGGAAGACGUCGACGCCUGGCGUUUACACGAGAGGACCGUCGGCGGAUUCUCUUGCGGACCGCCGCAACCUCGUUCGUUUCGAUUGGACGAAAUUAUGGACGACGACGAACUACCCGACAUUCAAACUCACGUAUUCCCAAAAAUGACGGUUUUAUACAGAUGCGACUCGCACUCCGGUUGCUGUCAGAGCAGGACGAAACAAUGCGCGCCCCAGGUCCUGGAGGAGGUCCGUCUCACCUUCCGACUGCUUGGUCACGCCGGAAAAGGCAGCCUGCUUAAAGAGAAGUACAUCAACGUUGCGACGACAAAUCACACACGGUGCUCCUGUCAGACGGUUACCGGUAACAUCAAAUAGCGUCGCGGUCAAUUGGGGUAGUUUAGAAAAGUGAUAUAAGUAUGAAGACAAAGUGCAAUAGCAGAAAGGGCACGAUAGAGAGUGCAGCCGGUGCCAUUUAUUUAUUUCCGUAUGAAAUUUCUUCCGUUGAAUUUGCCUGUGAUAAUAGGAUAUUUAUUUUUUAAUUUUAAGUAUUUAUUAAUGACGUCCAUCAAGCAGUAUUUGUGAUUUUCUAUUUAAAUGUGUUAAAUAAAACUAAAUCAUAUAACAAUGUUGCAGGUAGUGCAAUUGUUAAAGUUGUUACGUCUUUCCGAUUUUGCUGAAUUAUGGAUUAAUCCAAGUC